GUUUGCUGUGCGCUGUGCAGGUUCACUCGCAGGCGAACUUUGGGAUUAUUCUCAGAAUUUUUUGGGCGAAGCUUCUUAGGCCGAGGCAAGAACUCCGUCGAGAGGGCCCUACCGACCACCCCGAUAACAACGAAUGCACCUUCGACUAUUAAAACGACCACGCAACAUUUUUAUUUUAAUAAAACUCAGUUCACCACCCCUGCAGUGAGUACCAUAAGCACAGUUACACCGGCAUACACAAGCACCCAAACUGAAUCUACUACUAUUUUAAAAAUAAACGUACCUACUGCGACCAGUACGACCCCGGGGACAAGUACUGUAACAGAUUUUGCUACAGCCAGUACCAUUUUUGAUACUACCACCCCCGAUUUUGUUGCCACCACAGGGGAACCAAGGGAAAUCCCUAAUAGUCACGAGUUUUAUUUGCCUUCCACCAUUAAGAGAGAGAAGCCACAUAUUAAAAUUUCUUCAAUUAUUAGUCAGAAUUUAUUGCCUCUACCUGCAGGCGCAAGUGCUGCCCUGGUAAAACCCACCAAGUACCAUUACUACCCCCAUAACCAACACAUCUACUUAUUACCAGAAUGCGCCAUUCAACAGGUAUGCAAUGCAGUUUAUGUAAGGCUAAACUGGACCCAGCCAUUAUGCGCAUGUCCAUCCAGAUACAGAGAUCCCUGCUCGGCUUCUUUGAACUCUGAUGACUUGCACACCACUGAGCUCGCAAUCAACAAAAAGUCCAGGAGAGCUUUAACUCUGGUAAAGACUUGCGAACCAACCAAUGAAAUGAGAAUAUGCAGAGCACCACGAGACUGGUCUUUAUUAGCCCUUCAAAAUAUCAGAACUGGCAAAUCCCAUUAUUUAGUUAUUUGCAGAUGUCCAGACAGCAGUACCCUUGAGGGUCCAAUGUCACAUGAUCAACCAACCUACGCUAGUGUACCAGGAAUCCGAGUAUAUGGAAUGAUGUGUGUAGACAACAAACGUAGAGGAAGACCACUGAGGACAACAAGAAGUUUAGAAAUCCCACCAUUCCCAUGGAAAAAGGCGCAAGAGCUUGUAGAGACUGCGCUAUGGGAUUGAAGGCAAAUGUGAUUAAACUGAAAUCGAUUAUUAACAACUUCGAUUAGUAUUUAAGUAAUUAUCAUCUAUUUUAAGGCUAAAACGUAACGUCGCCGUUAUUUAAAUAACUUUAGUGCAAUUAGUUGAAGUACAAUAACGUAUAUAAUUAUAGGGCGAUCUCAUGACUUAAUCAUUCAUCUUUUAAUAUUCAGCGAAUGUCUAGGAUAUUGUUUUUAUAGAUAACAUUUAAUUUUUAUUUAUUUUACGAUUUUAAAACAGAUUAAAUUAGUAUACCUACAUUACAGGCAAAAAUCGUCCAUCUGACCAAUUUUUAUACAAUAAUAUUUUUACGAAUUUAGUAUCUAUAUUAAGUUUUACUUAUUACAGCAUAGGACAACAUUUUAUAGCCAUUUAUCUAUCACGAAGCCAUGUUUUCACAAUAAAUCGACUAAUGGUGGCUUUUACGAAAGAAAAUUGAAGCUUGACCAUAAACUGCUUUAAAAGUAUUAUUUUUUGGCCAUAUUUAAAAUACUAUGAACCAACCUGCUUUGACAUUAUAUUCUGUAGUCAGUGUUUUGUCACAGUAAAUGGUGGUUAUUGUGCAAUAUCCUUUUGUUUUUUUGAUUAUAACCUUUAUAUAAAGACUUUUAGUGAUUUUUUUUUUUUAAAUAUGGCUAAAUUUUGGGUCUUUGAUCACCACAUUUUUCCAAUAGGCACAGGAUACGGAAAUAGGGUAGUUAUUUAUUUUAUUUAUAUUAUGACUUUCAUGUUGUCAAAAGUUGCUUACUUAGGUAGGAAAUUUUUAUUUCUGUAUAUACUUAGACAUAAUAAAAAAAUAAUCG
Messenger RNA from Anthonomus grandis grandis, 1895 nucleotides. RefSeq lists its product as uncharacterized. The annotation marks the transcript as partial. The transcript is spliced from 5 exons. The record is from RefSeq and is a predicted model, not a curated record. Lineage: Eukaryota; Metazoa; Arthropoda; Insecta; Coleoptera; Curculionidae.